AUGAGUUCUCUCCUUAUUGUUGCUGCUCUGUAUGAACUUAUGAAUAAGGGAGCCAAAUUCUUCUCUGAUAGUACUCUUCCAGUUUGCUCAGGAAAUAAUGUCGCUUCAUUUGAAAAAAUCAAUGUUAGUCCAAGUUCUUCAUCAAUGGUGAUUACAAAGUCAAAAGUCCCAACGUACAUCAAUAGAAGGAAGCAAAAUCUUCCUAACAGUUUGCCACCACUGUUAAAAGAUCAAAUUGAUACAAUUUUAAAUCAAUUCAACGAAUUAUCCAAAAUUGAUUUGUCUGAAAAAAGCGCCUCAAUUUACUAUUCUUUUUAUUCACCAGAAUCUAAUAGAUUUGGCUUUUAUUGCCACACUUUCACACCAGUUACUACUAAAACAGGUAUUCCUGGUGUUAGAAUUGAAGAAAUUAGAGUAAUAUCUGAAUUUGAAGGAUUCCAUCGUUUUGCUUCUUCAACCUUUGUUUCACAAGAUAAAUUUACAGAUUCUUCAUCUUCUGAUGAUUUGGACACUGACGGAAUUAUCGGAUCCAUCCAGUUCUCCCUUAUUCCAAUCUCCCUUACAACAGAUAACCUUAAAUUCCUCGAACCAAUCGCUAAGGCCGCAAUAGAGCAAAUUGAUGCAAAGAACUACCCAACAGGAGUUACAGAAGCAAAUGCUGAAGUAGUUAAGCAAAAACUCAACCAAAUGAUCACUGAUGGUUUCAAGAUCAAUUUAUCUAAUUUGAAGGAUGCUGCAAAUCAAAAGUGCAAGAAAUAA
Trichomonas vaginalis G3 is the source of this 759-nucleotide messenger RNA. RefSeq lists its product as uncharacterized. The transcript has a single exon. NCBI's taxonomy places the organism in Eukaryota, Parabasalia, Trichomonadida, Trichomonadidae. The record is from RefSeq and is a predicted model, not a curated record. The coding region runs from base 1 to 759 and encodes 252 amino acids.